This is a messenger RNA of Hippocampus comes (tiger tail seahorse), 2754 nucleotides long. RefSeq names its product plasminogen activator, tissue (gene plat). The record is from RefSeq and is a predicted model, not a curated record. Lineage: Eukaryota; Metazoa; Chordata; Actinopteri; Syngnathiformes; Syngnathidae. Gene Ontology annotation, biological process: smooth muscle cell migration; plasminogen activation. Gene Ontology annotation, molecular function: serine-type endopeptidase activity. The coding region runs from base 262 to 2079 and encodes 605 amino acids. The transcript is spliced from 15 exons.
UUUCUCAGCCAGCAUGUGAGCAGGAAACACAUGUUUUCAACUGACAGGGCCGGCAAGAGGGGGGCACAGCUAAGCCGCACAGCUGCACAAAAGGAAAACAAAAAGGAAACUAUAGCCCGUUGAGUCGGUGAGGUUCAGUUUGGGGGGGUGUUAAAUCACUCUCCAAUAGAAAGGUCCAUUUGCUUUGUUUUUAGACAAGAACUAGAAAGUGGCCCAUCCUUUUAACGAGAACUGAGGAGCUUGAAAGACCACCCCAAGACCAUGACCAGAAUACAAUUUUUGGUGCUGUGUGCUCUCUUCUGCUGCUUAGCGGACAGUGCGGAGCUGCUCCGCUCCAAGAGAGGAACUCGUUUUUACCGAGGUGAGCCUCAGCGGAAGACAUCCAGGCGGCCACUUUUCAUUGUUCAUAUCCAGAAGCCUUCACCUUCCUUUGACACCUCCCCACGUUGUGUGGAUAGUACGACGUCAGCCGUGCAUAGUUAUGGGGACACUUGGCUGCGAUGGAAGGGACAGCGUGUGGAGUAUUGCCGUUGUGCGUUUAGAGGACGAGAACUGUGUCACAUUGUGCCCGUCAUCAACUGCUACACGUCUCAUUGCUACAAUGGAGGGACAUGCAAGGAGGCUGUGUACUCUUCGGACUACAUUUGUCAGUGCCCCCCAGGCUUCAGUGGCUCCCGGUGUGAGAUCAACACCAAAGAGAAGUGCGUUGUGGGCAGUGGGGAGGCCUAUCGCGGCACGUGGAGUCUCAGCAAGUCGGGAGCAGAGUGCAUCAACUGGAACAGUACGGCACUCAGGGGAAAAAAGUUCACCGCCAGGAAAGUGGAGGCCAGCAACCUCGGGCUAGGCAACCACAACUUCUGCAGGAACCCCGAUCGUGACGGUGCUCCUUGGUGUUACACUUACAAAGGCACUCAAAUCAUCUGGGAGUACUGUUCCUUGCCCAAAUGUUCACAAGAUAAGUACGAAGAAUGCACGAGAGGGAUCGGUCUGACUUACAGGGGUACGAAGUCCGUCACUAAAAGUGGCGCCCUUUGUCUCCAAUGGGACUCUCCGGCUAUCAUGCACAAGACCAACAACGCUUGGAGGUCUGAUGCCCUCGAAGUGGGCCUGGGCAGCCACAGCUACUGCAGGAAUCCUGACGGUGAUAAAGGCCCGUGGUGUCAUAUAUACAAGAAUUUGCAGCUGACGUGGGAGCUCUGUGAUGUCCCGAAAUGCACGAGACGUCCAUCCACCAUCACCCCACUGGGCCCUCGAGGCCCCAUGAUCAACAACAACCGAGGAAAAUGCGGCCAGCGUUUGGACAACACCCUGAGCCAACCUACCUUCCGCAUGUUCGGAGGUCGUGAAAGCGACAUUACGGAACAGCCCUGGCAGGCCGCCAUUAAUGUCUACCAGGCUCGUCUGCGGCAACACUUCCACCGCUGCGGAGGAAUUCUCAUUGACUCCUGUUGGGUCCUGUCUGCAGCUCACUGCUUCGAGCCCACGGAUAAACCUUCAAAGUUGGAGGUCAUUCUGGGCAGGACAUUCCGCAAACAGAAUUCCAGCAGUGAGCAGAUUUUCAAAGUGGAAAAAUAUUGGAUCCAUGAGAAAUUUGACAACGAGACGUUUGACAAUGACAUCGCUCUGCUGAAGCUGAAAUCAGACAUUGGUGUCUGUGCCGUGAACUCUCCAGAGGUUCUCCCUGCGUGUCUUCCUGAAGCUGGCCUGGUGUUGCCUGACUGGACCGAGUGUGAGAUCUCAGGCUACGGGAAAGACUCUGAGUUUUCUGCCCAUUAUUCUGAGCGUGUCAAGAGAGGUUUUGUUCGCUUGUGGCCCAGAGAGCGUUGUGUCCCUGCUGUGCUGUCUGGACGCACAGUCACCGCCAACAUGCUGUGUGCGGGCGACACAAGAGGCCUGGAUGACGCCUGCAAGGGAGACUCUGGCGGUCCUCUCGUCUGCCGCAACAAUGACAAAAUGACCCUGAUGGGAGUCGUCAGCUGGGGUGAUGGCUGCGGCCAGAGGGAUAAACCCGGAGUCUACACACGCGUCACCCGUUACAUCGACUGGAUUCAUAACAAAAUGACGGCCAACCCGAUCUGAGCAGCAAGAUGACGAUGCGUUCACUUAAUUAUGCGUGUUGUAUCUAAAUCCAAAUAGUGGAUGUUUGAGACAAGCACUUGCUUCGAGGGACCAAGAGGAACUUCUGUCAUGGGCUCUGAACACUCACAGUUGCUCCAUGUUCUUCACUUCCUGUGCUUGAGGGCCCAGUGUGUCCCCCCCUUGAGGUCAUCUAUGUGUGUUUACAUGCACAGAUGUGUUCAGUUGCUUUGGUCAGUUCACCCCUGUGGAGCUGGUUGCGGUGUGAAGGGUCAGUGAUCGGCAGCACCCGCAAUGGCAAAGGCUCAACACAGACUUCUGCAUCACAUUCAGUUCAUAAAAUCUGCUGGUUCAGAUUCUGCUCGAUUUUAUAAUUUUUUUUGUUUUAUUUUUUUACUUGGGAAUAUGUAACAGGGACUUUUUUUGUAACAUAACACUCGUGACACAUGGAUACAGCCUAGCAUGGACAGCAGCAUGUAAAGUAUAACGUUUGUAUGAUUGCCUUUUUUCAUAUUUUGAUAAACUACGUAGCUCCAGACAAAUAAUUUGUACCUGUGUGUUUUUAACUUUUCUACUAAUUUAAUAUUUAUGUGUAUUUUAUAGAAAUUUACAUGUGUUGUAAAUAAUUUAUUGUUCUAUAAUCACAGCGGGUAAAAUACAUUAAAUUUUUGGACUCAC